AUGCAGAGACUUGAACAAGCUAUUGUGUAAUAUAAUCAAACUAUAAAGACAAAAUACUCAAACAAUUACUAUAGUCAUUCAGAUCAAAGAGCCUACAUCAGAAAGGAUAUUAGUUUAAGAGCUUCAAUGAUCCUCUCAUCUUUAGUCGCUGCUCCUCUAUGUGCCUAUCUCUUAUAUGUAUAAUCAUCAUUAUUAAAGCAUUUAUAGCACUUAUUCACUCCUUAUGGAGUCAUGCACAAUCAUAGAUCAACAGCAGGAGCUUACCUCCACUGGCCACAAAACUUCAUGACUAAGCUGAAGCCAUUCACCCAAGUUUACAGACCAGAGAUCUACAACAGAGAAACCUCCCUCUCCUUAAUUAUGUACUCAAAGAAAAUGCAAAAAAUCAGAAAGGAAGACCCAGCAUCUCUUGCUGGACAGAAUGUUCCCUAUGCUUGGCACUGA
This is a messenger RNA of Stylonychia lemnae, 444 nucleotides long. The record is from the annotation of a GenBank genome assembly. Lineage: Eukaryota; Ciliophora; Spirotrichea; Sporadotrichida; Oxytrichidae.